This is a messenger RNA of Rotaria sp. Silwood2, 369 nucleotides long. NCBI's taxonomy places the organism in Eukaryota, Metazoa, Rotifera, Eurotatoria, Philodinida, Philodinidae. The record is from the annotation of a GenBank genome assembly.
AUGUCGUCUAAUCGAUCUCGUACAAUAACAGCUGAACAAACACGUGAACAAUGUAGAACUGUUAUCCUGAGAUUAACGCAACCAACGAAAAAUUCAGCAGCAAACGAACAACAACGUAUGCUUAAUGAUUUACAAAAUCGUGUUAAUAAUAGGUUUCACAUUCUCGUGCAAAAGUUUGUCAUCGAUGAAAAAGAACAGAUCAAUUGUGAACUAUUGGAGAAACUAAAAAAAGUGAAAGAUCCCAAUAUAUUUCUCGAAGCAUUAUUAACACAUCUUUAUGGUAAAGCAGUUAAACAAGAGGAAGGUGUAGUUUCUCCUUAUGUUACUGAGGAAGAGAUACAUGAAAUUAAUAAUAUGGUUGAACACUAU